UUGAUUUUGAGGACCGCAACUUUUGUCUUCUCCUUAAUCUGAUUCGCAGUUAUGGCUAGUAAGAAGGGUUUCAACACCACAAUCAAAGGAUUCAGUUAUGUAUUGGCCGCUUGCGUCAUUUCUGCGGUAUACACAUUGCUUCAGAAUCUUCGUCACUUCAACUACCUCUCCACUGGAAAUCUUCUGCUUGAGGCAUGCGCUUCGAAUCUUGUAGAUUUCCUUGGAGAUCAGAUUGUUGCGUAUCUGUUAUUAUCGUCUGCAUCAGCGGCAACUCCGAGUAUAGAGUUGAUAAGGGGACUCGAAAAGUCAUUCAAGUCAUUCGGAGCUACUACGAAAGGAUCAAGUGUGAGUUCAGCUUCAACGGCCAUGGCUUUCUUGGCUUUCUUUCCUUUGGCGUUGUCAGCUAUGAUAUCUGGUUAUAAGCUCUCUACCAAAACUUACGUUUGA
Molecule: messenger RNA, 447 nt
Organism: Papaver somniferum (opium poppy)
Lineage: Eukaryota; Viridiplantae; Streptophyta; Magnoliopsida; Ranunculales; Papaveraceae
Product: CASP-like protein 4B4
Exons: 3
Coding region: 52-447 (131 amino acids)
Source: RefSeq, a predicted model, not a curated record